AAGUAUGACAGGUUCUACAAUUGGGUUACCCAGUUUUAAAACUUGUAUGGUAUGAUAAAGAAUCUGAAACUUAGAACAGGACUGAAAACAAAAACCAUUCACAACUGCAUUGCUGGGGUUGACUGCCAGAAUGGUUAUUCCAGUACUUUCUGUUACCACAGUAUAUCUUAUAGCACAAAUUUUUCCUUCAUCCUCUGUUUAAACACCUGCUACCUGAUAAGACAAUCCAUUUUAUUGCAUAACAGCCAUAACCAUUAGGAAUUUUUCCUAAUGUCCAAGCAAAAUCUAUUUCUUUGUAAUUUAAGCCAUUGUCUUGUCUUCUGGAAGAACUGAGCAAUUCUGCUUCAUUUUCUACACAAUAACUCUUGCAGACAGCUAGCAUAUCUCCCCACCAAUUUCUCCAGAUUAAACCCACCCAGUUUCUCCAACUGUACUUGAUAAUUUGUCAUUUCUGGGCCCUUCUUGAUUGCUUUCCGGUGGAUGUGCUCCAGUUUGUCAGGUUCUUCCUAAAAAACAGUACCCAGAACUACAAUAUAUGAAAUAUUCUUAACCAAUCUCUAGUUGAGUUACUGAGGCAGGUUGGUUUAUUGAUUGUAUCAGGAUAAAAUAAAUAUUUAAGAUAAGCAUGAGAUAACAAACAAAAAGAGUCAUCCCAUUAGGAAAAUCUUAUGUAUAUAUGAAAUUGUUACCUACUGUGCCUCAGCAGGUGGCAGCUUUGGGCCAACCUUAUCUGGAAUUGGAAGCUAAACCUGAUCAGUGUUUGAGAAUUACAUAUAUGGAUAUGACCAUGAAAUCAUUCACAUCAAGCCUGAGUUAAAGAAGACUUUACUUUUACCUUUUCCUACAAUAAGAAUUUAUUUGUGUAGGAUUUUUUUUGUCUGUAGCUUUAGCCUGGCUAGGAUUAACAAAAUUACGGAAGUGGUCAAGAAAGGCUGAAGAAUGAGCAAACAAUGGGAAAACAAGUCAGAAGAAUAGAUAGAAGCCCAAAUAUUCUGAACGUCUAUCUUUGUGUCUCUUUAACAUUAGAUCUGUAGUGUCUGUUAAACUAUGUGAAGUUCAAAGGAGGAGGGAGGUUGCAGAGACUUGAAAGAUAUGAACUGGCAUUAGCCCAUUUAUUAAAGAAAGAGAAAGAAAGAAAUACUGGUGGUUGAUUCGUUUUUCCAGGAAAAUCUAUUCUGAUUGUGAUCAAGUUGCAUUUAUUUUCAGGUCUGGCUUGUUUUUUCUCUCCUUUUUUUAUUCUUGAGGUUAAGCUUAAUUUGCUUGUUUCUUUUCUCUUAUUAGGGUAAAAUAGUUGCUCAAAAAUACCUCUGGUGACAAUUAGGGGAGAAGAGGCCAGUCUUGGGAGUAGGAUGAAAAAAUCAUGACAUCUUCAGGAAAAGAGAAUUUUCGACUGAAGAGUUAUAAAAACAAGUCUCUGAACCCUGAUGAAAUGCGUCGCCGUCGUGAGGAAGAGGGCCUUCAGUUGCGGAAGCAAAAACGAGAGGAGCAGUUGUUUAAACGUAGAAAUGUUGCCACAGCUGAUGAAGAGACAGAGGAGGAAGUUAUGUCAGAUGGUGGUUUCCAUGAAACUCAAAUGAAUAACAUGGAAAUGACAUCUAAUGCAGUGAUUACUUCUGACAUGACCGAGAUGAUCUUUUCCAAUAGUCCCGAACAGCAGCUCUCAGCUACCCAAAAGUUCCGAAAACUUCUCUCAAAAGAACCAAAUCCUCCUAUAGAUGAAGUUAUCAGCACACCAGGAGUUGUUGCCAGGUUUGUGGAGUUCCUCAAACGGAAAGAAAACUGCACAUUACAGUUUGAAGCCGCCUGGGUUCUGACUAACAUUGCCUCUGGAAAUUCCCUUCAAACUCGGAUUGUGAUCCAAGCAGGAGCUGUUCCUAUUUUCAUAGAACUACUCAGCUCAGAAUUUGAAGAUGUACAGGAACAGGCUGUUUGGGCUCUUGGUAAUAUUGCAGGUGAUAGUACCAUGUGUAGAGACUAUGUACUUGACUGCAACAUCUUGCCCCCUCUAUUACAAUUGCUUUCCAAACAGAAUCGUCUUACCAUGACUCGGAAUGCUGUAUGGGCACUAUCUAAUCUUUGCAGAGGGAAGAAUCCUCCUCCAGAUUUUGUUAAGGUAUCGCCCUGUCUGAGUGUACUCUCGUGGCUGCUGUUUGUCAAUGAUACAGAUGUUCUAGCAGAUGCAUGUUGGGCACUCUCCUACUUGUCUGAUGGACCCAAUGAUAAAAUUCAGGCUGUGAUCGAUGCUGGAGUGUGUAGGAGACUUGUAGAGCUGUUGAUGCACAAUGAUUACAAAGUGAUUUCUCCUGCCUUGCGAGCAGUUGGGAAUAUUGUUACAGGAGACGAUAUCCAAACCCAGGUAAUACUGAACUGUGCAGCCCUGCAAAGUUUAUUACACUUGCUAAGUAGUCCUAAAGAAUCAAUCAAAAAGGAAGCAUGUUGGACAAUAUCAAACAUUACAGCUGGAAACAGAGCCCAGAUUCAAACUGUCAUAGAUGCCAAUAUUUUCCCAGCUCUAAUAAAUAUUUUGCAAACUGCUGAGUUUCGAACAAGAAAAGAAGCAGCUUGGGCUAUCACUAAUGCAACAUCAGGUGGCUCUGCUGAACAAAUAAAAUAUCUAGUAGAACUCGGUUGCAUCAAACCACUCUGUGAUCUCCUUACUGUGAUGGAUUCAAAGAUUGUGCAGGUAGCACUUAAUGGACUUGAAAACAUCCUGAGGCUGGGUGAGCAAGAAGCAAGAAGAAGUGGCACUGGCAUUAAUCCAUACUGUGCACUCAUCGAGGAAGCCUAUGGUAAGGAUGAUGGCUAGAAACCAGGAGGCUGAGCUUGCUCUUUGCCUCCC
This is a messenger RNA of Python bivittatus (Burmese python), 2839 nucleotides long. NCBI's taxonomy places the organism in Eukaryota, Metazoa, Chordata, Lepidosauria, Squamata, Pythonidae. The record is from RefSeq and is a predicted model, not a curated record.